Molecule: messenger RNA, 1338 nt
Organism: Plasmodium gonderi
Lineage: Eukaryota; Apicomplexa; Aconoidasida; Haemosporida; Plasmodiidae
Exons: 2
Coding region: 1-1338 (445 amino acids)
Source: RefSeq, a predicted model, not a curated record
AUGAAAAAUUGUGUAAAUUUAUUUUUUUUGUUUUACGCUUUUUUCAAACAUGUGAGUUGCCAAGCAGAUCAAAUAAUUAACGAAAAGUUAACCAAUUUCGUUUUUAUGAGUUGUAAUUACCAAAAGGGUAAGGCAAAUGAGACGUUAAUAAAAUCAGUAGAAAAGAGGAGACCACAACUUAUGCUCUGGGUUGGUGAUUAUUUUUAUUCAGAAUGUAAAGAUUUAAAAUGUUUAGAUGAAGUUUAUGAAUAUAUUAAGAAAGACCCAUUUUAUAUACAAUUAAAAAAAAAAUUUGUAAUUGAUGGUAUAUAUGAUGAUCAUGAUUAUAAUAAAAAUAAUGGAGAUCGAUUAUAUGAACAUAAAAAGGAAAGCAAAACGCGAUUUUUAAAUUAUUUAAAUGUUCCAAAAAAUGACGUAAGAUACAAAAGAAAUGGUGCAUAUAUAUCUAAAUUAUAUAUUGACCCAGAAAAUGAAAAAAACCAAGUUAAAAUUAUUAUUUUAGACACAAGAUAUAACAAGGAUCCAUAUCCUUUUUACGCCCCUGACUCAUAUCAUGAUAGUUUGACUCAUAUGUUCACUUCAUUUAUUGUUCGUUUUCAUGCUGCUUUGUUCGGUUUAUAUUGCGAUAGCAAAAAUGACAUUUUGGGAAAUGAACAGUGGACAUGGCUAGAAAAGGAGCUAACCAAUUCCAGUGCUCGUGCUCAUAUUAUUGUUUCUUCUACACAGAUUUUUUCAAACCACAUUGUAAACGAGAACUGGGGAUUAAUGCCAUUUGCACAGAAACGAUUGAAAGAUUUGAUGAAUAAAACAAAACCAAAAGGCCUUCUCUUCCUAAGUGGUGAUGUACAUUUUGGAAGCAUACUUGGAAAUGAAGAAAAUAUUAUCGAGGUCACAAGUAGUAGCGUAAAUCAGGAAAAUAUACUUAGUUCUAUCAACAAAUACAUUAUAUAUUUGUCAACACAUUUGUUAAAUAAGAAGAGCCCCUUUGAGUUAAAUAAUAUAUAUUCUUUUAACAAUUUUGGAUCUGUUAGUAUAACAUACACAAAUGAUAAUGAAAUAAGUGUUAAAUCAGCCAUUCAUGAUUCCCAUGGCAAUGAAAUAUUAGUGGCUAACCAAGUUUUUAAUAAUAAAAAAAAUAUAUAUCAAAAAACGCAGAACUUACACUUAAUGCAUGAUGAUCUGGCAACAUUCUCUUGUAAAAGCAAUGCAAAGGUAAGUAUGCACAUUGUCAUUUACGUAUUGUUUGUAUUAUGGUUCUUGCAAAUUCUUUUCAUUAUUUAUAAGCUCCUCGGGUUUGGAAAACGAAGCAAGAUCACAGACAAAACGAAAGGUGAAUAA